UUAGCAGCUGGAAGAGAGCAGGGUCUCAGUCCGCUGGGGUUUGCCUCCUUUUGUGCUCCACCAACACUGGAAAAAAAUUAAGAGUUUUUUCAACCUUGAGCAUUGAAAAUAUUUCGUUUUAGUUUGUUUGAGAUGGAUAUUGGAGCAAAGUUUGAUGAUUCUUUGUUUGAAGUCGCUGACGAGUCAAGACUUCAAAAAGUGAUUGAAGAUGAAAAGAAUUGCUGUAUUCGGGAGCCACUUUGGUUUGUAGAUGCAGAUCCAGAGGGGUUGGACAAAGAUCAAGAGCAGAUGCAGUUGUACAAGUCCCAGGGAGACUGGUUGUAUUACAACAAAGACCAUGAAGGAGCAGCAAGGAAAUACCAACAAGCCUUAGGUAUCUUGCCUAAGGGCAAUGCAACUGUUAAGCGUGACCUCUUAGAGUGUAUAUCAUGUUGUCAUAUUGCUUUGGGGCAUGAGAAUGAAGCUCUGAAGUAUGCACACUUGUUGAGAGAUGAAGGGACCAAUUUUGAGCAGCAAACAGUUAUUUUGAAUCUUUUGAAAUCAAUUCACCAUCAGUUUGGAAAAACAUCUGGUGAACUUAUUGUCUUGGAAAAACUCCUGAGUCUUCAUCCAUACAACCAUCAUCUUUGGAUAGAGUUGGCUGAGGUCUUCAGAAUCAAACAGUCUCAAGAAAGUGAAAGUGAAAGUGACAGUUUAAAAUUGGCAGCAGGAAACAAAAAUGAGAAACAGUUGGCAGUGGCUUAUCAUUACAGGUGGAGGGAAGAUGUAUACACUGCCCCCUGUGUUUAG
Lingula anatina is the source of this 789-nucleotide messenger RNA. RefSeq lists its product as uncharacterized. Gene Ontology annotation, molecular function: protein binding. The record is from RefSeq and is a predicted model, not a curated record. NCBI's taxonomy places the organism in Eukaryota, Metazoa, Brachiopoda, Lingulata, Lingulida, Lingulidae.